Micromonas pusilla CCMP1545 is the source of this 336-nucleotide messenger RNA. RefSeq lists its product as uncharacterized. Gene Ontology annotation, molecular function: structural constituent of ribosome. NCBI's taxonomy places the organism in Eukaryota, Viridiplantae, Chlorophyta, Mamiellophyceae, Mamiellales, Mamiellaceae. The transcript is spliced from 3 exons. The coding region runs from base 1 to 330 and encodes 109 amino acids. The record is from RefSeq and is a predicted model, not a curated record. Gene Ontology annotation, cellular component: cytosolic large ribosomal subunit; ribosome. Gene Ontology annotation, biological process: cytoplasmic translational elongation.
AUGAAGUACGUCGCCGCCUACCUUCUGGCGCAACUCGGCGGUAAGGAAUCCCCUUCCGAGGCCGAUGUCAAGUCCGUCCUCUCCUCUGUCUCCGCGGAGGUUGACGAUGAAAAGCUCAAGGCUUUCUUCGCCGCCAUCGACGGCAAGGACGUCGCUGAGCUCAUCAAGGAGGGCACCGAGAAGCUCGCCUCCGUCCCCUCCGGUGGCGGCGGCGGCGGCGGCGGCGGCGGCGGCGGCGGUGGCGGCGGCGGCGGUGGCGCGGCCGCGGCGCCGGAGCCCGAGCCCGAGGAGGAGGAGGAGGAGGCCAUGGACUUCGACCUCUUCGAUUAAGCGUCG